This is a messenger RNA of Rhagoletis zephyria (snowberry fruit fly), 2874 nucleotides long. Lineage: Eukaryota; Metazoa; Arthropoda; Insecta; Diptera; Tephritidae. The record is from RefSeq and is a predicted model, not a curated record.
AUGAACUUUCAGCCGUGUUUCUACCCCAAUUCUCUGGCCAUUCGUCAUGAGAUUCACCGCUUUGAGAGUGUUCACCCAUCGAUCUACGCCAUCUACGACCUUCUGGAAUUGAUCGGCGGAACCGAUGGCGCCAUGAUUGCCCAGCGUAUGCGCGAACACGUCGUCUGCAUCGAAGAUUCAUUUGUGAACAGUCAAGAAUGGACACUAAGUCGCGCCGUUCCAGAUCUGCGCCUCGGCGUCGUUGGCUCGAUCACCUCGGGAAAGUCAGCCCUCGUUCAUCGAUACCUGACUGGCUCCUAUCUGCACGACGAAUCGCCCGAAGGUGGACGAUUUAAGAAGGAAGUCAUCGUUAACGACCAGAGCUACUUGCUCCUUAUCCGAGACGAAGGCGGCGCUCCUGAAAUGCAGCUCAGCGGUUGGGUGGACGCCGUUCUGUUUGUCUUCAGUCUGGAGGACGAAUCGUCGUUCAAUGCAGUCAGCACGUACUACCACAGAAUGAUUCACCUCCGAUCCAACAACGACAACAUUCCCGUCUUUCUCGUCGGCACUCAAGAAGGCAUCAGCGAAGUUACUCCUCGUGUAAUUAGCGAAAGUCGAGCACGAAAACUAUGCAGUGAAAUGAAGCGCUGUACGUACUACGAAACCUGCGCCACCAACGGCCUUCACGUUGAUGAUGUCUUUGAUGAUGCUUGCAAGCAAAUCGUCAUGAUGCGUAAUUUAGAGAACACGCCCAGCGGCAAUGGCAAUUCCUCUCGCCCCAGUACGCCGAAUCACACCGGCGUCUACCGAAGCAUGUCGAACAAUGCAUCGACGACGCCUGCCCCCUCCACGCCAACCACUCCACUGGGCAACAUUACCAACAGCAGUAAGUUCCGCACCUUCAAGAACUCGCCCAUCAACACCGUCAGCAGCACCUGUGGACCUUUCAGCACUCCGGAGCACCAAUCAACGGUGCCGACUGCAGCGGGGAUGAGUGGAAUGAGCAAUGAGGUGGAACUGAGGCCAAAGGUAGAGCAGAAGCAGACCAACAGCAGCAACAGCUCGCCGAUUCGCAAUUCCCUGCCGCUAGUGACUAGCUCUUCCUCAACUACCAUCACCAGCUUUGUCAACAAUAAUAACAACAACAGCACAACCACCAACAACAACACCAUUAUCAAACCGGCGAUUGCAGCCAAGCCCAGGCUACACACGCCCAUCACUGCCGUCACUUCGAAUGUCUUUCACACGCCAGUCAAAGCCAACUCGCCCGCCCCAGUGGCGCCCAAGCGAAGUGAAUCGAUAAAGCUGAGCACUGAAAAUAAUCAGUUUAAGGUGCCCUUUCAGAGUUUGGUGGAACAGCCAAGCAAGGAGUUGCCUAAGGAGCAAACAACGCCGCUGCAAACGCCAAACACCUCUCGAAAGAACCGCAGAAAGUCUAACCUAUUCUCCGGGACGCCACUGUCGGGGAAGAGUAAAAACGCCGAUGAUAAGUACAAGAACGGAGAAGUGGGAGUGGGUCGAGCCAUUCCGAUUAAGCAGGGCUACCUGUACAAGAAAAGUAAGAAGACCCUGAACAAGGACUGGAAAAAGAAGUAUGUGACGCUGAUUGACGGCUGCAUUACCUACCACCGCACACUGCACGAGUACAUGAACAAUGUGAAUGGCAAAAAUAUCCCUCUGAAGCACACGACGGUGAAGAUUCCCGGACAGAAGCCACGAUGCGGUCGUGCUAUGGUGGCCGCCGCAGCCGCACGCUCGCCCGGUCACCUUGAGCAGACUGUGGACGGCGCCAAGAUGGUGCCCAGCACCAACCCAAAGUACGACCUGAGUGUGAAGAAGCGCAGUCGAAAGGGGAAGAGCCUGGGCGCGGGAAAGAAUGGCGACAAUGGCGACGACUCUGACGGCAACGAGUUUGUCAUUGUCUCGCUGGACAAUAAGCAGUGGCACUUUAACGCCACCAAUGGUGACGAGCGUGAGGAGUGGGUGUGCGCCAUUGAGCAGCAGAUUCUCUCUAGUCUACAGAACUCGCAGUGCGACAAGACCAAGCUGCACAAUGUGAACAGCGUCGACGAGUCGACCAUUCACUCCAUUCGCACGGUGCCCGGCAAUCGCUACUGCGUCGACUGUAAUGCGCCCAAUCCUGACUGGGCUUCACUCAACCUGGGAACGCUCAUUUGCAUAGAGUGCUCGGGAAUACAUCGAAACCUCGGAACGCACAUCUCCAAAGUUCGCUCACUUUCACUUGAUGUUUGGCCAUCUAGUCACGCUAGCGUUAUGCUCGGUCUGGGCAACACUGCUGCCAAUCGGAUUUGGGAGUACCAGCUGAGUGGAGGCGUGAAGCCAUCAGCAACGACGAGCAAUGCUGAGAAGGAGAGGUACAUUCGUGCCAAGUACGAGACAAAGCAGUUUCUCGCACCGCUAAAGGACUCUCGACCGAUUGACCAGCAAAUUAUUGACUGUGUUCAGGAGAUGGAUCUGCAGAAGUUGGCACUUGUUCUCGCCCACAUGUCACUGAAGAAGAUUAGUCUCGCCAGUGUCAGAUCUCGUGAGGACAAGUCUCCGCUCCACUUGGCGGCCAGCAGAGGCUGCCUGGAGAUAACACAACUCUUGCUUUGGAACAAUGUCGAUGAGAAAGCCGUCGAUGCCAAAGGAAAGUCGGCGCUGUUUUACGCUCGCACCUCUGGCCACAAGGAAAUUGAGGAGUUGCUCAUUCAAAGUGGAUGCGUGCCCUCUCACAGUGAUGCUGUUGGUAGUAGUGGCAAGGGGUCACAGCCCACCUCUCCCACCUCAAGCACUGCUCUGGGCAGUGCUCUAAAGCCCCGCGAAGCCAUACCGACGCCGCUGAAUGUACGCCAGAUUGAGCUGUUUCACAAGCUGCCGGCCAGUAUUAUCUGA